This is a messenger RNA of Panicum virgatum (switchgrass), 1103 nucleotides long. RefSeq lists its product as uncharacterized. Gene Ontology annotation, molecular function: nucleic acid binding; zinc ion binding. Lineage: Eukaryota; Viridiplantae; Streptophyta; Magnoliopsida; Poales; Poaceae. The transcript has 4 exons. The record is from RefSeq and is a predicted model, not a curated record. The coding region runs from base 35 to 883 and encodes 282 amino acids.
CUCUGCGCCCCCUUCCACGGAUGGCUCCAAUGCUAUGACUUAUGUGAAUGCCAUUCCUGAACUGGAUGGCAACAACUAUGGGAAAUGGUACCAGAAAUUGGAGAUAGCUAUGGCGAUGGCCAAUAUAGAUUUGGCCAUCACAACGCCAGCUCCACAAGAACCAGAAAAGCCCGUAAGGGCACAGAAUGAAGAAGCUGCUGCUUGGGCUAUCCGAGAGAAGAAUUAUGACUCUGCUAUGACCAGAUAUGAUGCUGACAAGACACGUUGGAAUGAUUCCAACCGCAAGUGUCUUAUGGUCAUGAAGGGUUCCACUUCAGAUGCCAUCAAGAUGGCGAUCCCAGAUUGUGACACCGCUUCAGAAUAUUUAGCAAAGGUGAAGAGUCAGUUUACUGGUUCUUCCAAGGCUUAUGCUGUCAUUCUUGCUGAGCAGUUUAUCACCAAGAAAUACACUGGCGGUGGCAUCAGAGAACAUAUCUUAGAAAUGAGCCACAUGGCCAACAAGCUUAAGACAAUGGACAUGCCUUUGCAAGAAAAGUUCAUUGUUCAGCUGGUCUUCAAGUCCCUACCAAAGGCGUUUGAGGCAUUUCAUGUCAACUAUAACGCUUUUCCAGAAGAUUGGGGUAUUGACAAGCUGAUUGGCAUGUGUGUUCAAGAAGAAGAUCGCCUUAAGAACUCCAAUGGUGGCAAGAAUCAGCAUGAGAGUGGCCCUUCCAGACCACCUCCACAGAAAGACUGGGAAAAUUUUCCAGUUGAACAAGACCAGUGUCUGAAGUGCAAAAAGAGAGGGCACUACAAGAGGGACUGCCCAGAAUUCCUGAAAGAGUUGUUAAGAAAGGGGAUCAAGUAUGAGGAGGACCCUGCCAAGAGGCGCAAGAAGAAUUAAAGUUGCAAACGGUGUAGAAGCUGAAGUCGAAGCCAUUGCAGAAUUUCAUUUAGAAUUACAUAAUGGCUUUGUACUUUGUUUGAGAGAUGUUCUUUAUGUACCGUCUUUGCAACGAAACUUAAUAAGUGUGUCUAAAUUAGAUGAUGACGCUAUUGCUUGUCAUUUUGGUGAUGGCAAGUGUAAGAUACAAGUUAAUUCAGAAUGUGUUGGUCUUGCCUUC